UUGGAAUAUAUAAAUAGACGUACAAGAGCAUUAAUAUCAGGCAACAUUUGCAAGAAAUUCCAAAGCGAGGUACUAAGGCAUGCCGUCCCUUCAAACGGUCAUGGACGGCGAUCGCGAGGCCAUCGGCGGUCCCAAUGGCACGUCGACGACCACCCUGGUGAGCCUCCUCCGCGUCAAGUCGGAGCGGAGCGCUAAGGCGGAGGAGAAGGUGGAGUGGGUGCGGUCGCAGCUCGUCGGCCACGACGCUGAGUUCGAGACGCCGUUUGGCCGCCGCCCCCUCGUCUACGCCGACCACACCGCCUCCGGCCGCAGCCUCCGCUACAUCGAGGACUACAUUCUCAAGCACGUUCUUCCCUUCUACGGGAACACGCAUACGGAGGACAGCUACGUCGGGAGCAGGACGACGCGGAUGGUGAGGAGGGCAGCGAGCUACAUCAAGCGGUGCAUGGCCGCGGGCGCCGACGACGCGCUGCUCUUCUGCGGAUCCGGCGCCACGGCGGCGGUAAAGCGGCUGCAGGAGGCCAUGGGGGUGGCGUGUCCGCCGGCGCUGCGGGCGCGGGCCGCGGCCCAGCUGCGCGCGGAGGAGCGGUGGGUCGUGUUCGUGGGGCCCUACGAGCACCACUCCAACCUGCUGUCGUGGCGGCAGAGCCUGGCCGACGUCGUCGAGGUCGGCGCGGGCCCUGACGGGCUCGUCGACCUCACCGCGCUCCGCCGCGCGCUGAGCUCGCCCGAGUACGCGGACCGGCCCAUGCUGGGCACCUUCUCGUCGUGCAGCAACGUCACCGGCGUGCUCACCGACACCCGCGCCGUCGCGCGCCUCCUCCACCAGCACGGCGCCUUCGCCUGCUUCGACUUCGCCGCCAGUGGGCCCUACGCAGAGAUCGACAUGAGGUCCGGCGAGAUGGACGGCUACGACGCGGUCUUCCUCAGCACGCACAAGUUCGUCGGCGGGCCAGGCACGCCGGGGAUUCUGCUCAUGAACCGGGCGCUGUACCGCCUCGCCGGAAUGCCGCCGUCCACCUGCGGCGGAGGCACCGUCGCCUACGUCAACGGCUUCAACGAGGAGGACACGGUGUACUACGACGACGUCGAGGAGCGGGAGGACGCCGGCACGCCGCCGAUCGUGCAGAAGGUGCGGGCGUCGCUGGCGUUCUGGGUCAAGGAGCACGUCGGCCGCGACGCCGUAGCGCUCCGGGAGCGCGUCUACGCCGAGGCGGCCAUGGUGCGGCUGCUCAGCAACCCCAACGUCGAGGUGCUCGGCAACGUCGCGGCGAGACGCCUGCCCGUCUUCUCCUUCCUCGUCUACCCGGGAGGAGUCGACGACGAUGACGACAACAGUAGUAGUGUCGCCGCCUCGGCGACGGGGAGGUGGAAGCGCCCGCGUCUGCCCCUGCAUGGCCGGUUCGUCGCGAAGCUCCUGAACGACCUCUUCGGCAUCCAGGCCAGAGGCGGCUGCGCGUGCGCCGGGCCGUACGGGCAUGCACUCCUCGGCGUCGGCGAGGAGCUCUCCCUUCGCAUCCGCUCUGCCAUCGUUAAGUGUUCACCGUCAAAACUUUGUCGCCACCAGGGCUACCACGGCGUGAAGCCAGGAUGGACGAGGGUGAGCUUCGCCUACUACCUCUCCCGGGAGGAGUUCCGUUACAUCCUCGCCGCCAUCGAGUUCGUCGCGGCGCACGGCCACCGCUUCCUCCCGCUCUACGGCUUCGACUGGGCCACGGGCAAUUGGGCCUUCCGGCGCUGGACGUUCAAGCACCACGUCAUGAGGGAGGAGCUGCUGCGUGGCCACGGCAGCUCCGCCAUUGACGUGGAUUACGACAAGGUCCCGACGAAGGAGGCCGGGAAUCAUGCUGCUGACGUCAGCGACAAGUUCGAGAGCUACCUAGAGAGUGCCACCAAGAUCGCGCUCUCGCUGCCGGACUCGUACGAUGAACAGAUUAUCAGUGUGCCCAAGGGAUUAGACCCUGACAUUAUACUUUUCCGGGUGUGAUUGAUCGGUCUCGAAUUGAAAUUGAUGUUGCUCUUAUCAGUAAAAUAGUAUUGUAUAGAGGGUAUAUAUAGAGAGAGAGUUAUAGAUUAUAGAGUUUUCAACAACAGGGAAGAGCGAGUAGAAUCUCAGUUACGGUAUGUACUACUUGUCUAUACGAGUUGUUGUAGUAGUAGAGUUCAGAGAUGGACUGAACAGCAUAAUAUAUUGCAGCCUAAGCAAGUUCCACAACCAUUACUGUCACUGUGCACACUCACUCUCACAAAAA
Molecule: messenger RNA, 2252 nt
Organism: Phragmites australis (common reed)
Lineage: Eukaryota; Viridiplantae; Streptophyta; Magnoliopsida; Poales; Poaceae
Exons: 5
Coding region: 80-1987 (635 amino acids)
Source: RefSeq, a predicted model, not a curated record